This is a messenger RNA of Perkinsus marinus ATCC 50983, 2643 nucleotides long. RefSeq names its product amp dependent ligase/synthetase, putative. Gene Ontology annotation, molecular function: acyltransferase activity; phosphopantetheine binding. Lineage: Eukaryota; Perkinsozoa; Perkinsida; Perkinsidae. The record is from RefSeq and is a predicted model, not a curated record. The coding region runs from base 1 to 2643 and encodes 880 amino acids. The transcript is spliced from 6 exons. Gene Ontology annotation, cellular component: cytoplasm. Gene Ontology annotation, biological process: secondary metabolite biosynthetic process; amino acid activation for nonribosomal peptide biosynthetic process.
AUGGACUGUAAUAGGGAUGAGGGAACUGCUGCUCAUGCUGGCCAGCUUCCGGGUCAUUUCAGAAUUGAUCGUGACCUUUGGUCGACCGAGCGCUUUUGGACGAGUAACGUGUUGUACACCCUGGUAUGGGCAGGCUCUGGGUGGAUGUGGAACCGCGCUUGGGGGCCAUACGCACUGGCUACUCUCGAGCACCUCGAUGUUGAAUCUCCGAUCCGUAAAAAUGCCGAUCGUUAUAUGGAGAUUUCUACGGAAGAUGUUGAGAAUCCCGAACACGCCCUGAGCAAAGUUCACGAAGCCUUGUCGACGCACCCACUGAUCGCCGUCCCGUGGCCGGUCUUGGUUGAAAGAGCAUGGAAGCUUCAGCCAAAGAAGGUGGCGCUCACAUGUGGAGACCAGACGAUCACUUACGAAGAGUUUGUGGCAUAUGCCGGUAUUGUCCAGCGUAUGUGCAUGCGUACGGUGGAGCGAGGUGCACAUGUUUUGGUGACCUUCUCGGACUCCCCGUGCUCGAGACUCACCUGGGCCGUGGUUAUGUAUGCCUUAGCCGCUUCGGGAGUGCCUUUUUCUUUGAUGGAUCGACGCACUUUGACCAACGCUCCUGCUCGCGAGAGAAUGCUUGAGCGUUGGGUGCCGAAAGUUUGGAUUUGCUGUGAUCCGGAGGCUCAUGCUGCUCCGGUCGGUGGUAUGGCGAGCAUCCCUUGUCGCACAGAUGUAGCGCUGGACUUUAUUAACAAGGAGGUCGUGGUCGAUGGAAUGAGCAGCCCGGUUCAAUUCCCUGUAGAGGCACCCCAAAUACUGGCGACAGCGGAAUCGCCGUGUUUUGUGGACUGGACGAGCGGGAGCACGAGCGGCCUCCCGAAAGGUGUUGUUACUACGCACAAAACCUUAAUUAAUAUGAUGCUUUGGGCGUGGAGCGACGAACGCAUGUUUUUCAACAGCGGAGCGAUGCGGGAGGUUGUUGCUGCAAAUCUCUUCCUGUUGUGGUAUUGGUGGCAGCCCCUUUGUAUCGGCGCCUCGACGGUGCUGAUCCAAGACAAGGAGCUGAACGAUUUGGAGGUGCAUGCGAGGAAGCUGCGCUGUGAUUCUGUGACUAUUGUGGAUUGCAUGACGCCUUCCCUACUAGGAGCUAUGCUCGACUAUAUCAGUGGCGAGGAUGAUGAGGAACUCGAACGCCUUCCCCCUAAGGUGGUGGUCAGCGGCGAACCUCUUUCAGUGCAGGUAUGUCGGAAGUUCUUCGAGACUCAACCUGAAGGGUCGCGCAUCAUCAACUUGUUCUCGACUACUGAGACCGGAGAUGCGGCAUUUUGCUCUAUUCUCAAGGAGGAACUACCUCUGUGGUCGGAAGCUAUGGCGUUUGCUCCGAUUGGAAAUCCCAUAUGGAACGUGAAAUUGCACAUAGAGGAGAUAGAUGAAAAAGACGAAGCGGGCGGCGGGGAAGGAGAGCUUUAUGUGGAUCAUAUUGGCGGCACGAUGGCCUAUGUAGAGGACAGCGAGCAGACCGCAGCGGGGUUCGGCUCCGGGUAUGGAUGGAGAUCUCGGGACAGGGUGAAACCCAUCGACGGACUCGGCCUGGCUAUCGUGGGAAGAGCUGAUGAUAAUGUCAAGAUCCGUGGCUUCAAAGUUGACUUGCGCCUGGUCGAAGCGAAGGCUCGAGAUUUCGUGGGGGUGGGGGAAGUGUGCGCGAUGCCUGCCCAGGAUGAGCUCGUGAUCGCUUAUACAGCGCCCGCUGGGGCUGUGGAGCCCCAUGAUCUCCUCGACUUUCUCCGUGCCGAGGACCUCCCCGCAGGGCAUGUUCCGCAGAGGGCGGUUCAUUGGCAAGGGGCCUUCCCUAUGAUGAAAACGGGCAAGAUCGACAAGGGUAAGGUCAAGGAGCUUAUCGCUAAUGUGAGGAGGGCUCGUGCGAAGAGUUCGCAAGACACCCUCAAUGCUAGUAAAAGCUCCAUGCGUGGACAGAUCGAGAAGCGAGUGGCUUCUGUCUGGGAGGAUACUUUGGGCAUCGAUUUCUCUCUUGAUGGGUCCUUUUGGCGCCAGUGUGGUGGUCAAUCUUUGACGGCGAUGAGAAUAGCGGCAGCGUUGAGGAUUCCAGCGAAGUUCAUUUUGGACGGCACAUUGGACACUCCGAGAGACAUCAUAGACUUCUUGACGCAAGGUCGUGAUGCGCCGAGGAGGAAUUUGCAGCUUGGGACCAGUUUAGGGCGGAGCGAUGCGAACGAAGAUCGACGGAUUGCUGUUGUUGGAGCUAGUGGAAGGUGGCCUGGCAUCGGCCAGACUAGUUUUUCGGCUCUUCUCGAGGCCCUCAGGGGCGAGCCGGCCGCGUUCAAUCCUUUCUCCCCUCCUCCUGAUGGGCACACCGGCGUUGGUAAGUCACCGAUCUACUACACAGCUGCUAUUGUAUUGGCAUUAGGUAAUGUGCCCGGCGGUUACUAUCUAGACCCACAUCUGGUUUCUGGCUUCGACGUUGACUUCUGGUCCCGUAGAGGGGUUUCGGAUCCCCUCCUGUUGGAUCCUCAUCAACGCAUGUGGCUGGAGAUGGCCUACGAAGCGCUCACUGAUGGAGGCAUGGGCCCUGCCAUAGAGACGGGGGAAGCGAUAAACUGUGGGGUAAUGUUGGCAUCGGAGGGAGCCUCAGCUGUGGCUUAUUAG